UUGACAAGAGGACUAGAAGACAGAUUCAACGCUAUCUAGUGGUAGCCUACUAGACGGUGUACAGUAUGAGAGUAAAAAAAGUCGUAAACUCCUCGAAAAAGACGAAAUAGUGAAGUGGAGUGAGGCGGAGAGUUGAUACGGAACAGUAAAUAAGCGAAUCGAACCGGAGUUUUGUCGAGCGAUGCGUUGAAUUCUUUUACGACGAAUUAUUACGACGUCGUCGAACGUACGAAUGGGUGCGAGGUCGGCGAAACGUCAAAGACAUCCGUGCGAAUUUACAAUGUAAUUAUACCAUGAUGAUAUUCAACAUAUAAGUGCUGAGGAGAAGAUAAAAAUCAGCAACAUGACUGAAGGUGCAGAGACCCAACCAAACGCGGGAAAUGAAUCCCAGACAGAAGCCUUAGAACCAAGGGCAUCGCAUACUGAAGGAUUACAUGAGGGAGCAACGGAAUCAACAUCGCAAACUGGUCUUGAACCUAUGCAAGAGCUUCUUACAGUUCAUGGAACUACGCAAGGAGAAAGCAGUGAUGCUGUCAGCAUUUACACUGCAAGUACCUCGGUAUCUGGUAAUGAAUCAAGUUCAAGUAGAGUUAGUGCAAUAACUGUUGUGUUACCUUGGGGCGCUCAGAAGGAAACAGUAAAGCCGCAGCAAAUAGGAGACAUGGAUCUAAGACCAGGAGAGUAUGUGAUGCGUAUCCUGUUUGCAGAAUUUACUUCACAGGCAGAGAAAAAGAUGGAAGCUGUUAUGACGGAACAUGAAAAACAAUUGUCAAAAGUUUUACAAAGAGGAGAAGAUCCACAAUUUGAUCAGCUCUUAUCGGCAUUCGGUUCCGUUGCCGAGCAUUGUUUGCCAUCAAUAUUAAAAGCACUCUUCAAUUGGUAUGAACGUCAACUUGUAGAUCAAGGCGGUGAUCAUAAGAAACCUGCUCCUGGGAAAGAAGACCAAAAAGGAAAAAGCAUUAUGUAUACAAUAGUAUCAGGAAGUGUAGAAACAGUGGAGAGAAGCGAAGCAGAUCUUUUGCAAGAGCGUAGAGAUCUUGCUGUUGAAUUUAUAUUUUGUUUGAUGCUGAUUGAGGUUUUACGCCAAUUACCAUUUCAUCCUGGACAUGAAGAUUUAGUAACCUAUAUCGAAAAUAUUGCUUUUAAACAUUUUAAAUACAGAGAAGGCAUACAAAACGAACCAAAUGCAGCUAAUAUUCAUAUUAUCGCUGAUCUUUAUGCCGAAGUAAUUGGAGUUUUGGCGCAAUCCAGAUUUAUGUCAGUAAGAAAACGUUUUAUGGUAGAACUAAAAGAAUUACGAGCUAAAGAGCCAGGUCCUCAUACUACACAGAGUAUUAUUUCGCUAUUGAUGGGGAUGAAAUUUUUCCGUGUUAAAAUGGUACCAAUAGAAGAAUUUGAGGCAUCAUUUCAAUUUAUGCAAGAAUGCGCUCAAUACUUUCUUGAAGUUAAAGACAAAGAUGUUAAACAUGCUUUAGCUGGUCUUUUCGUUGAGAUACUCGUCCCAGUUGCUGCUGCUGUGAAAAAUGAAGUAAAUGUACCAUGUUUGAAAAACUUUGUAGAAAUGUUGUAUUCGACAACAUUAGACAUGUGUACAAAAUCCAAACACAGACUAGCACUUUUUCCAUUAGUAACUUGCUUGCUUUGUGUCAGCCAGAAAACAUUCUUUUUACAAAAUUGGCAUUAUUUUUUAGCCAUGUGUUUAUCUCACUUGAAGAAUCGCGAUCCAAAGAUGUGUCGAGUUGCAUUAGAGGCUUUAUAUCGUUUACUUUGGGUUUACAUGAUACGAAUAAAAUGCGAGAGCAAUUCAGCUACACAAAGUAGACUGCAGAGCAUAGUGAAUUCUCUAUUUCCUAAAGGAUCGAAGGCGGUAGUACCGCGAGAUACUCCGCUGAAUAUUUUCGUAAAGAUUAUUCAGUUUAUUGCGCAAGAGAGAUUGGAUUUUGCAAUGCGUGAAAUAGUGUUUGAUUUGCUGUCUGUCGGGCGACCGGUAAAAAUAAUUUUAACUCCCGAACGUAUGAGUAUCGGACUUCGCGCAUUCCUCGUUGUAGCUGACAGCUUGCAGCAGAAGGAGGGAGAACCGCCAAUGCCGCGUACUAUGGGCGUACUGCCAAGUGGAAACACCAUGCGUGUUAAGAAGACAUUCUUAAAUAAAAUGCUGACAGAAGAUACUGCACGAAGCAUAGGAAUGUCUUCGUAUUUUCCACAUGUACGCCGAGUGUUCGUCGAUAUCUUGCGCGCGUUGGAUGUUCACUAUGGCAGGCCUCUCAUGAUGACCAGUACGCAAAAUAUGAAUAAAGAACCGGACGAAAUGAUCACUGGAGAACGCAAACCGCGAAUAGAUCUCUUCCGAACAUGCGUUGCCGCUGUCCCACGAUUGAUUCCUGAUGGAAUGACUGGUGCAGAAUUAGUUGAUUUACUGUCUCGUUUGACGGUACACAUGGACGAGGAAUUACGUGCAUUGGCAUAUCAAAGUUUGCAAACCUUAGUGCUAGAUUUCCCCGAUUGGCGACAGGACGUUGUGCUCGGAUUUACGCAGUUUCUAGCUAGGGAUGUACAAGAUACGUUUCCGCAACUUGUCGACAACGGUUCGAGAAUGCUGUUACAAUUGUUGACCAGUUGGAAAAACGCUCUGACAAGUCCUAGCAUAAGAUCUAAGGAACAAUCGGUAGAUAAUGCACGGGUGAAUAUACGAGUGGACGUUGGCAUCAAGAAGUGCGAAUCAGGCCAGAAAAUAGAACCCGUGUCCAAUAUAUUCUAUUUAGUAGAAGGAUUUGCGUUGGUUAUGCUCUGUAAUUGCCGCCUUUAUCCUCGAAGACUGGCUGUUCAUAUCUUACGUGAAGUAAAACUUUUAAUGAAGACUUUAGGAGGACCUGAAGAUGAUCAAUCUGUUAUUGAUGUGAUUGAUGCUUGCUGUCCCGUCGUUUUGGAGAAAUGUUAUCCUAUGUUACCACCAGCUGAGAAAGCAGCUGCUGCAUCUACGUCUAAUGUGGAUUUACAAUGGAUAGCAGACAGAAGUAGUUGCGUUUGGACAGCUGGAUUUCACGAUGAAAACAGUACCAAGAGUUCUUCUUCGCUUAAUUUAAAUGGAGCCGAUCCAUGGGCCAGUUGUCUAUUUGCUUUUUUGGAAAAAGAUAGAGUACUUACAUUAUGUCCAAAUGCUGUUGCUCAUUCUUGGCCCAUUGUCUUUACUCGUAUAAACUCCCUGUUUACAGUAGUGGAUCCUACUCCGGUAAAUGACAACCGAGCUUCGUUACUAAGAAGUUCGACAACAGUGAGAAAACCGAUAAACGAGAGAGACAUUUAUAUGCACAUCUGGAAAAAUUAUCUGACUUUUGGAUAUAGAGUUGUGCCACCUGUGCCAAAUCCGAUUGUUCGAUGCGCCAGUCCAGAUCUCAGCCUCAGUGGUCAGCAUACGGUGGAGUUUGGUGUGUUGUGCAUGAGUAAGGAGUUGAGUCAAAGCCUGGAGAAUCUCGGCGGGGCGCAGACCCUGCCGGGUCGGUUUUCUGUACCGUCCAUUUCCGGCAUCUACACCCGUCAUAAGCGUACCAGCUCUUCGCCGGACAGUUUAUCCGCAGAACGCGGUGAUAAUAAAUCACCGGGCACUAACGCGAGCCCGGCAGCCUUAUACAAACUGACUGUACCUUUGUUGAGAUGCGAGGCCGUCGACGUCAGGGAUGCUGCGGUGCAAGCAAUUGGAAAAGUGAAUGCCGAUGCUUUAAAAGAUUUGAUGGAAGAAUUGGUUCCUUACAUCCGGGAAGCGGUAGAUCGGAAACAAGAAAAUAUGAGACGACGAAGAAGACGGGAUGCUUUGAGACUGCAGCUAGUAAGAGUACUAGAAUUAAUUGCCGAAUAUGGAACAUUCGGUAUCUGCCCAGCGGUUUUAGAUCGCGAGACACAAUCUUUACACCCUACAUUCGUCGAGUACAUAGAUGGUGCGCGCAUUUAUUUAGAAAACGAGACCGAUAAGGAAGCACCUGCUGUACGAGACAUUAAAUUGCACUUCUGUAACUUUAUCAGAAAAAUGAUAAAGAGUUUUUCAUUGGAGACAUGUUACACCUUGUUGAAGAGGGAUUUAAGAAGAAAUCUGUUCAUGCUCUUUGCUAGUUGGGCCGGUGUUUAUGGUAAACCGCUUACAAGUACAUCAUCUAUGCAAGAGGAAGAAAAAUCUUGCACGGAAUUGCAACUCUCAGCCUUGCAAGCUAUGAGUGGAUUACUCUGUUGUGGAUCAUGCUUCAAUCCUCAAUCACUUUCGGAAGAGGGUGCCAUUUUAUAUCAAUGGUUAGACUCAUUAUUAGCCAGCAAAGAUGAAAAGAUUUAUGCACUUGCACGUGAAACUGUCGUAUUAUUGCUCGAGGGAAAUCCGGAUAUUGGUACGCUUUUGGAUUGGGUGGUGGAUCGAUGUUAUACUGGUGCUCCGCAAGUAGCCGACGGUUGUUUUCUCGCUUUGGCAACAAUUUUCAGCGCCAGGGAAUAUCCUUGCGAUCACUACACCAGUGUCAUCAAUGUCACAUUGAUGAAUACAGGAUGUCCCCGCGCUCCGGUUCACGAUGCAGCAUUGCAACUUCUUCAAUUGUUGGAUCAACGCUUUUUCGGAAAUGUGGGCCCGCUUUCAGCUACAGAACUUGAGGCUGGGCACAAUGACCCUCUUGCCAGCUCCACUGCAACUGUAACUUCCGGACCAGGUCAACAAAGUAAUCCUGCAGGUGAAAUUUCCUCCGGUGGCACAGUCAGAGGUGGUACAUUAGAUGUCCUCUUAUCGACCACUUAUUGCCGCAGUCAAAUGUAUCUUUCACGACAAUUGGCUCAAUUACACCCGGAGCUGACGAUGCCCAUGUUCAGCGAAAUUACACAUCGAUUUCAAACAGCCCGUAGAGAAGUUCGGCAAUUACUACUACAAUAUUUGCUACCCUGGUUGCAUAACAUGGAACUUGUUGAUCCUAAUGUACCGCCACCAUCUAAUCCGUUGAGUUAUUAUCAGUAUUACACAAGUGAUGUAACACGCGGAGGAACACGUAGAGAAGGCUGGGGAAGCGCAGAAGCUACGGAGAUGGUGCUCAACAAUCUCUUUUACAUCACAGCGAAGUUUUCUGAUGAGCAUCCUAAAGAAACAGAAGAACUUUGGGCGACUUUGUGCGGUUGCUGGCCGAACAAUCUCAAAGUUAUAAUCCGCUAUUUGAUUAUCAUCUCGGGUAUGGCACCUCAAGAGCUCCUGCCAUAUGCAAAACGUGUGGUAUUGUAUCUGGCACGAGCUCGUCCGGAUCGUCUCGUCGAUGAAAUGAUGACGGAAUUAGAAACGGUCGAGACUCUGAAUUGCUUGAUUGAACGGACGGAAACACCACCCUUUUAUCGACUCACCAGCAUGCGAAAAGCCUCGUCGCAUAGCGAUGCUCCCGCGGCCGAUCCUGCCAAUCCCCGUGAUCUUGGCGUCGAGAAAGGCACCAUCCAUACGAAAAGACAUUCCGGAGAAGAUCCCGUCAAAACCGGAUCCAAAUCUGAUACUGCGCUGCGAGCACUCGCGGGGUUUCAAACUCCCAGGACAGAAAAGACGAGGACUGCAAGCGGUCCGCCAGUUCUUCCAGAUGAUCUAUCAACUCCGACUACGGAAGCCGAAUUAACAACUGACGAAUCGUGUUACGUCAGUCGUAAUGGGCCCGUUGGAGUGAAUGGAAAAAUGCCAUGUGUUGACGAAAAAUUCGAUAUUCCUCAACCACAUCCAUUACCGAUGCCAGAAUAUGGCGGAUAUUUCGCUCCUUUAACUGAGUACUUACCUGAUAGUUCUCAACCAAUAAGCGGGUUCCACAGAUGCAAUAUCGCCGUAAUGUUACUCACGGAUGUAGUCGUCGAUGGAAUUCAGCUAGAUUGGGCCAUACACGUUCCUUUGAUGUUGCAUAUAGUCUUUCUCGGUCUGGACCACUCGAGACCGUUGGUGCGAGAUCAUUGUCGUUGUCUGUUGCUGAAUCUAUUAGUCGUGCUCGGCGAUCAUCGCGAUCAUCUUGGCGUCGCUCGCGUGCUUCUCGCUUCCAAGACGGAGCAAUUGGGAUUGGGAUUAUCUACACCAGCGUUGCCAGUGCUGGAUCACAACUUUACAGAAGUGGAUCCAGAAUUUGAUAGUUAUCUAUAUGGUCCUCCACCAGCCCCGCCACCCACGACUCCGCCAUCAUCGUCUUCGCCUCCACCUUCUUCGCCACCACCGCCGCCACCUCCUCCGCCGCCGCCUCCAUUACCUUCUUCAGUUGCGGAUGGUACACCUACUCAUUCAUCUUUAUCAAAUUCAGCAUCGCGAGUGCCAUCAUCUAUGCCGCUUGAUUCUUCAGCGUCUCCACCGGCACCUCCACCACCUCCUCCUCCUCCACCUCCGCCACCAUUACCUUCUUCAGUUGCGGACGCUGCAUCUACUCAUUCAUCUUUAUCAAAUUCGACAUCAACCCCGCCAAUAUCAAUGAAUCAUGCGAAUUUAUCGGCAGCAGAUGACAAUAAAGAUUAUGGGAAUUCUCAUGCGUAUGAAUCAACAGUAUGCUGGUCAACUUCGGGUGGAACAGCAACGAACACAGUACCACCUGUAAUUGUAACGCCGGAGGACGCCAACAAUUGGACCGGCCCUCAACCGGGUCCCAAUAUGCCAAUACAGGACGUUAUUAAAUCCUUGAUUAAUUUUCUAGCAUCUAGAACAAAUCAACCGCUAUGGAAUUAUGAAGACAUGACUGCCAAAGUAUGGUGGGUCCGUAGUGCCGAGCAACUUACAGUAUUAUUACGACAUGUGUUACGUGUCUUUAGAGACUCGUUGCCUCAUGCACUAGUCAGUCAAAGAUGGGCGCAAACGGCGCUGCAAUUGGGUCUUUCUUGUUCAUCCAGACACUAUGCGGGAAGAUCUUUGCAAGUUUUUCGUGCAUUACGCGUUCCUAUAACGUCUAGGAUGUUGUCCGAUAUUUUAUCUAGGUUGGUGGAAACAGUCGCCGAGCAAGGCGAGGAUAUGCAGGGAUACGUAACAGAAUUGUUACUAACACUGGAAGCAGCUGUCGAUUCACUCGAAUCGGACUUUAGACCGCUCGAUUUUAUGAAAGAGAUCUUCAAAUCGACACCUAAUCUAAACAAUAAGGAUCCCGUGUCGGGAAUUGUAAUUGGAGGAAAGCGCAGUCCAGGAGGGAACGGUUAUCCAAUUGGACCGCACAUGUUCUCUCAUUUAAAUCAAGGUGGACAUACAAGGAGCACUAGCUACUCAGUCAGUUAUUGUAUGAAAAGAUCCAGCGGUGGCAAUUCUACGGCUAAUGAUAUGAAAGAAGUUGACAACAGAGUCGGUAAUAAAUAUCCCAAUUCGAAUCUGUCAAGAUCAAGAUCAGCACAGUCUUUGAAAUUGUUGGGUGACUCGGCGACGCAAGACGACAAAAUGACGAUAUUAGCGCAACUAUUUUGGUUAGCAGUGUCUCUGCUUGAAUCGGAUUACGAACAUGAGUUUCUUUUGGCGUUGCGGCUUCUUAGUCGCGUGUUACACAGACUACCACUUGAUCGACCAGACGCCAGAGACAAAGUUGAGAAAUUGCAACAGCAAUUACGAUGGACUUCAUUUCCUGGUGUACACGCGCUUUUGUUGAAAGGAUGCACUAGUCCGAAUACAUAUGAACCAGUCGUUACACUACUUUCUCAAUUUACACCUUUAUUGGAUUUACCAGUAGUCGAUCCCACGCAAAGCCUUGCGUUUCCAAUGAAUGUUGUAUCGUUGCUGCCGUAUAUGCUGUUGAAUUAUGAAGAUGCUAACGAACUUUGCAUCAGAAGCGCCGAAAACAUUGCGCAAGUAAGCGCAGAAAAGGGGAAGAAAUUGGAGAAUCUUGGUACAGUCAUGACAUUAUAUAGCCGGCGUACCUUCAGCAAGGAAAGCUUCCAAUGGACUAAAUGCGUGGUGAAAUAUCUUUACGAUUCGUAUGCUCAUCUUAGUUUCAAUAUGCUUGCUUUUCUUGUGGAAGUUCUAGAAAAGGGUCCGAGCAGUGUGGCAUUGUCAGUACUCAGUAUUAUACAUUGCAUGUUACAUUAUGUGGAUUUGGCGUCUCCAGCUGCACAACCCAUUAAUACUGAACUUUUGAGAGUGAUCUCUAAAUAUGUCGAGGGUACUCACUGGAAAGAAGCGCUUAAAAUCUUAAAGCUUGUAGUGACAAGAUCGUCGACACUCGUAGCACCACCGACAUCGAUGCAUGGUUCAUCCUGGGAUUCUUCAUUAUCGUCACCACAUCCUAGUUUCACUGAUACAGAGAUAUUUACGAAAAAGGAGCUACCGGGAAGAACCAUGGACUUUACAUUUGACUUAUCUCAAACGCCAGUAAUCGGUCGACGUUGGUUAAUUCGUCAAGGUACUGAAGAGAAAUCAAUUAGUUCACCACAUUGUUCCUUAUCUUUAUCCCCGGCUGACAAUAGCGCCAUCGCAGGAUGGAAGAGACCUUGGAUGUCACAGGGUCGUGUCAGGGAGUGUUUAGUAAAUCUGUUGACAACGUGUGGCCAGAGAGUUGGGUUACCAAAGAGCCCAUCGGUUAUAUUCAGUCAAAGUUCGGAUUUGAUGGAAAGACAAUCAUCCAUGGCCUCAUCAACGGAAGAGGUUUCUGGUGCGAAUAAUGAUCUGAGCGGAGGAUCUAGACGGGAUGACGAGCAAUUUGGCGUAUUCAAGGACUUUGACUUCCUUGAAUAUGAGAGCGAAAGCGUUGAAGGCGAGAGUACGGAUAACUUCAAUUGGGGAGUUCGACGUCGGCCUCUUAGUGAGGGAGAAGAACGAGAACCCAGUUUACGACAGUUCGAGGAAAGUUUAAGUGAAAAGACACCAUCAUCUAGCAAACAUACAACACGGCGUGGUGUGACCGAAGAGUCAUCGGACGAUGAAGCCGGAUCGGAAUCACCAUUGGAUGAAGUCCCAGGAGGUGUAUCCGGAACAGGCCAGGAAGCAAACAGCAUCCCGGGAAUGUUCCCGCCGUCUUCUCUGUCAUUGAUACCUAGUCGUACGCGUCAUGAUUCAUCCACAAGGUCUGACACAUCUGGCUCGAGUGCAGGAGAUCUUGGCGAUGUAACACCUUGCAACGCAUCGCCUAAUUUGUCCGCAUUGAUGCCGUUUCGACAGGUUGUACGAGACGACGCUGAAGAGAUCUGGAGACAGCAAAUUCAAAGUCUUAUUACUCAAGCUCCAUAUAAUACUUUAAGUUUCUUUCAAUUGCUGAGUAAGAUCUUGAGAGAUGUGAGCAGCAAAUCUGUUGGUCUAACGCGCGAGGCGAGCGCUUUACUCUGCAACGGCAGCCCAGCUUCAUCUCAUCUGGGUUGCCAUUUAUCUAGUCAUGCUGAACUGCUGAGUUCAAAAGCUGAACCACCUCUAGUCUGGUUCUCGGUGACUAUAUUCGCCAAUCAGCGGUUAAACGAGACACUACGUUUUGGAAUGCUAGAAGUGCAGGAACAUCUGGAGACGUUUCUUGAUAGGAAAGAUCAUGCCACAGAAUGUUUAGAGGCAGCUAAAGCAACCGCUAAACUUCAGGCGUUAGGCGAUAGUCAUACUACAGAAGCGGGCGUUGAAGAGAUGCUGUUGGAUCUCGGCAGAGCGCUCUAUAAAUUGCAUUUUCAGCUUCUAUUGUUAAUCGAAGCAUCGAAUAAAAUGCUAGGAGCAUUAAUGAUUGCCGCUAGAAAUGUACAGAUUCCUCUGCAGGAUCUGUCUAUCGAAAUUGCCACUAUGAAAAUAGCUUUGAGUAGAGCGCUCGAAGAAAGUACCGAGAGUGAACGAGGAACACCUACUCCAACACCCAGUCCUAGUCCAUUGCCUGGUACUGGAGCCGUGGAAGAAGUUGCCAGAGUCGCCGAACUUUUGAGAAAUGCACGAUGGUGCCCGGCAUUGGAAGCUGUUAGACUGCACAGGGCACAAUGGCCCGGAGAUCCUUUUCAUGAUGACGAUGACGUGACAACCGCCGUUAAUAUGUACUGCAAAUACAUAGGUCAGGAUAGAUCAGACAUAUUCGUAGUGACAAGAAAAGAUGACGAGAUGUCAGAAAUAUUUGGCAGACUGAUGGAAAGCCUGUUUGAGGUGCUAGCGGCUGUGACAGGAUUGGAAGCGUCCACGAAAGCCGCGCGCAAUCAACAUGACCAUUCUAAUCACUCUAAAACCGACUGUUAAUAUGAGCUUUAAUGAUAUAGUAUUAUCGAAUCGUCCGUUUCGAUUAAAGUAUAUGUAUACAUAUUUAACUAUCGUACAUAUGUGUCUAAGUAUCUUGUAUACGAUUGUAGGUAAAUGUAUGUAUCACGAAAAACUUUCUUAUAUAAUUAUGGCGAAUACAUGAAUUCUGCGUAGAGACGAAUUCAUUGUUUUAUUUUUUUUUUUAACGCGGAGAACGUGGUAAAUUGUUAUCAAUAUAGAUAUAAGUUCGGCAAAAUAAAUUAUCGAAAUCUCG
Molecule: messenger RNA, 10403 nt
Organism: Camponotus floridanus (Florida carpenter ant)
Lineage: Eukaryota; Metazoa; Arthropoda; Insecta; Hymenoptera; Formicidae
Gene: fry
Product: protein furry
Exons: 43
Coding region: 344-10129 (3261 amino acids)
Biological process (GO): neuron projection development; cell morphogenesis
Cellular component (GO): site of polarized growth; cell cortex
Source: RefSeq, a predicted model, not a curated record